GCUCUCCAUCUCACCUGACCCGCCUCUGACCAGGGAUGCCUCUGAUCCUGGGCCUGACACUGCCCCUCCCUCCCCUCUGACUCCACCUCCCCUCACCCUGGUCUUCCUGCCUCUCCCUUGCCCCCUGCAGGCCAGCUUCUCCCCUUGGCCUCCUGCCUGGACCCUUAGGGAGCCGGUGCCUCCCUGUCCUGGCACUUGUCCUGCAUGUUUGCCCAUCUCCACCCCUCCCUCCACUCCUCAAUUCCCCUCUCCUUCCCUUCUCUUUUUCUUCUUUCCCCUGUGUUGGAAAAAUUCUCAUUGUGGUCCCUUGUACAUGUGCAUGUUCUGCAUCCUCAGUCCUGGAGCAGGUCAGGACAGCAGAACUUGUCUGGUAAACAUUUGAUGUGCACUUGUUUCCGGAAAGCUCUUUCAUCUGCGGUUCCCCCUUCCCCAGGAUCACACAGUCUUCAUUACAACCUCACGGCGCUGUCCCGGGAUGGAUCUGUGCAGUCCAGCUUUUUCGCUGGGGGACACUUGGAUGGCCAGGCCUUCCUGCACUAUGACCGUGAGACAGGCGUAGAACCCCGGGGGCUGUGGGCAGAAGAGCUGGGAGCUGAGACGUGGGACACAGAGUCCAAGGACUUGACAGAGACGUGGAAGGACCUCAGAGAGCUUCUAGCAGAAAUCCUGGCCCUGCAGGAGGAGAAAGGAGGUGUGAAUUCCCUCCAGGAGAUGGGCUGUGAAAUCCGAGAAGACAACCACGCCUGGGGCUUCAGGUUUCGCUACUAUGAUGGGGAGCUCCUCCUCUCCUGUCACCCAGAGACCCAGGGAUGUACAGCGCCCCAGUCCUUGGCUCGGAACUUGGCCAUGGAAAUGGAGAAGUCCUGGGACACAGAUGGCUUUCAAAGCAAGUAUUACCAGGCCCCCGUGCAGGGAGAGCUUUGUGGAAGACUGCAGGGCUAUCUGGAAUCCUGGACAGGCUUCAGGGAGAGAACAGGGCCCCCAGCCGUGAACGUGACCCACAGCCAGGACUUGGAGGGCACAGUCAACCUCACAUGCUGGGCUUUCGGCUUCUUUCCCCAAAAUAUCUCCGUGGCCUGGUUUUGGGAUGAGGAACCCAUGAGCCAGGAGGCCCAGCGGUCUGGGGGUGCCCUGCCUGAUGGGAACGGGGCCUACCGGACCUGGGUGACCAAAAGUGUUCCCCAAGGAGAGGAGCAGCGGGUCCAGUGCCUGGAACACAGCGGGAAUCACAGUGCACACACUGUGCCCUCUGCUGAGCCUGGGGUGAUCCUGGAGGGGCUUGUGACCCUGGAUCAGAGGCCAGGGUCAGGGAGAGGAGAGCAGGCCUGUGGCUCUGGGGUGCCUGGGUUAUAUAUAAUAAGUCCCUCUCUCAGGAGAGACCCUGUUGCAUCAGAGUCAAUAGUGGACCAUCCUGGGUGUUGCUGCCUUUGCUCUUGUUUUUAUCAUUGGGCUUUGUGUCCUUUGCUACUCGAAGAAGAAGAAGAAGACAGCAUUAGCUGUGGGGAGCCCAGGUGAGAAAUCUGGGCGCGGGUGGGGAUGGGAGGGGCUCUGCCUGGGAUGUAGGGUCCCCCUCGUGUCCCUCUGCACAUAUGUGAGAGGAUGACAAGCCUCUGUUCCAAGAGUUGGACAUUGGGGUAUUUGUGAGGGGAAUGGGAGCCACGUCUGCUCUAACCCCUUGGUUCUGCCUAAAGCCAGGGCCAGGCUGGGGCCCUUAGUGUCCAGCGAGGCCUCUCCUUGCUCGGGUGAGACUGGGCAGCAGUGAGGGUUGCAGCUCCUUUUGUUCUCAUCUCUUUUUCUCUACUCUCAGGCUCACCAGGGCUUGUCUGGGGAGCAUGUGUUGGAUCAUGUGCUGGUUGGGAGGGUCUAGGUGAUCCUGGAAUCAGAGGGAACCUGAAGUAAAGUGUUUGUGACCUGGUGAGGAGGGGUUAAAAACUGAGGAGGAAUUCAGAGGAAAGGUGAUUUCCUGUCUGCAUUUCUCUCCCCCAAUUUUUCGCCAGUAUUAAGAAUCCAAGUAGAAGAAUCAUAAGGCUCAAACUAGGGUUCAGUGGAUGGUGCCAGAGCCCUGCCUGUGAUGCUCCCUUGUGAGGCCCCACCUAGAAAUGUUUUGCAACCUCUCCAGUUCCUCCUCCAUGAGCUGUCUUCUGAGUUUCGAUUCCUCUGGGUCACCCCCAGCCUGCAUCCUUCUCAAGUUCCCAUCACUUGCCCCCAUGCUUCCUGGGAUUUCCUUCAUAUGGAGGAGUAGUGAGCAGAUACCGCUUGACCAUUUAGGGAGGGGAGACCAGCCAAUCCUUGGACACCUGGGGUCACUGAUUUUAUCUUACCUCCAGGUUCUUUCCUGUCCAGCCCCUCAGGACACAGUCCAAGGGCUCUUUAGAGGAGGGCCCUGGGUCUGCGUUCUGUGGCCUCACCCUGCCCUCCCUGAGCCAGUUCCCUUGCUCACGGUGGUCACUGCCCUGUAGAUUUGGACAAGGGGAUGGUCACACUGAUUUCCCCAUAAUCAGGUUGCUUGAGGGGAGAGGAAAAGAGCAGCAGAGCUUUGUGUUUGGCAAAGAGCAAAGGCAGAGCGUGGAACAGUGAAAGGGUGGCGUGUGCAGGCUCAGCUCCUUCUGUUGAUGCCACCUCUUUGUGUCACUGGCGUGCUUGGGGACGCGGUUUCUCAUCCACGAGCCUAAUUCCCUUAUCAUUUGGCCUUCAGCCUGGGCAUACAGGGAUGGUUAGUCACCCUGCCCCACAGCGAGAGGCUCUGUCCAUGCAGCACCCAGAGCGGGGUACCAGGCAGCUCUGUAGUUGCUCCUGUUCUCACCUGGGACACCCCCGACCCCUCCCCACCCACCCCACCCUCUCCCUGAGAGAGGGACUUAUUAUAUAUAACCCAGGCACCCCAGAGCCACAGGCCUGCUCUCCUCUCCCUGACCUUGGCCUCUGACCCUCCCAAGGU
Messenger RNA from Orcinus orca (killer whale), 2938 nucleotides. Its product is annotated as MHC class I polypeptide-related sequence B-like. Gene Ontology annotation, molecular function: signaling receptor binding; peptide antigen binding. Lineage: Eukaryota; Metazoa; Chordata; Mammalia; Artiodactyla; Delphinidae. The record is from RefSeq and is a predicted model, not a curated record. Gene Ontology annotation, biological process: antigen processing and presentation of endogenous peptide antigen via MHC class Ib; immune response; antigen processing and presentation of endogenous peptide antigen via MHC class I via ER pathway, TAP-independent. Gene Ontology annotation, cellular component: external side of plasma membrane.